AUGUUUGCUCCAAUGGAAGGCGGUUCCGCAGGUCGUCGAGGAGGUUCGACUCGUUCUAAUGAAUCAUCAAAAUGGGAUUAUGUUAAAACAUUUUAUACUGAUCAAGCAAAAUGGGAUUUUGUUAAAAGUGUUGCUUUUUUUGGUGUUGCCGUUUAUCUUGUUCGAGAUUUAGCAUCAAAUGAUCUUCUUCCAAUGGAUUAA
Messenger RNA from Adineta steineri, 201 nucleotides. Lineage: Eukaryota; Metazoa; Rotifera; Eurotatoria; Adinetida; Adinetidae. The record is from the annotation of a GenBank genome assembly.